Molecule: messenger RNA, 1170 nt
Organism: Halteromyces radiatus
Lineage: Eukaryota; Fungi; Mucoromycota; Mucoromycetes; Mucorales; Cunninghamellaceae
Exons: 6
Coding region: 164-1045 (293 amino acids)
Biological process (GO): regulation of transcription by RNA polymerase II
Cellular component (GO): nucleus
Molecular function (GO): DNA-binding transcription factor activity, RNA polymerase II-specific; RNA polymerase II cis-regulatory region sequence-specific DNA binding; protein dimerization activity
Source: RefSeq, a predicted model, not a curated record
AUUGAAUCCUCCCUCAUUACUUUCCUUUACACAAUCCCUCCUUCCCUUUUUCGCUUCUUUCUUGAAAACUCUUCACUUUUUUUUUUAGUGCACUCACUUUCCUUUAGAUAAAACUACCCUCUCGAUUAAUUUUUUUUCCCUUCUAUUCCCUUAUUAAGCAACAAUGAACAAACUCACUUCCGAAUUCGUCAACGACUACUCAUCUCCUUACACUAAUCUUGAAUGGAAUGAUCAAUCUACCAUGUAUCCUGGUUUCUGUAUGACGACACCACCUACUACUGCUAUCAUGUACGAUCCUGUUAUGGCUGCAGCUGUUCAUCCCUCUCCCCAUCAUCAUCAUCAUCAACCUUCAGCUUCACCUGUCAGCUAUCAUCAUCAUCAUCCUGGUAGUCCUGAUUCGUUCACGUCCAUUCCAACCACUCCUCCUAUCCAAAGCGCACUACAAGAACCUCCCGUUUUGGUCCAAUCCUCCUCCACCAGUACUCAAUCCUCCUUGAAUGAAACAAUCGCAAAGGCAUCCUCGUUACCUGAAGCCUUUUAUCCAGAAUUCUUACAAUAUUCAAAAGAAUCUUACGAACAAUCUGCUGGGCGUCAUAAUCUCAACAACAAGAAAAGAAAAUCUCGUGAUAAUGAAGAUGAUCUUGUAUCAGAACCAAAAUCAAAGAAACAACAACGACAACAACCAUUAUUGGAUUCUCCUUCAAAUGAAAAUUCUGAUGAUACUGAUGAAAAUGGGUUAGCAACUACAGCGGAGAUGCGACGUCAAAUUCAUAUCCAAUCUGAACAGAAGCGCCGAGCUCAAAUCAAAGAUGGUUUUGAAGAAUUACGAUCGGAACUUCCUGCAUGUUUAAACAAAAAGAUGAGCAAAGUGGCUUUAUUACAUCGAACUGUCCAACAUAUUCAACAUUUGAAAAGCACCCAGACCACGAUCCUUGCUGAACUUGAACGACUUGUCCAUGAAAAUGAACAACUCCGGUCAUUUCAACAAACCAUCCUUCAAAAACAAGCAUUGGAAAACAUGUACUCUAUGAGUAAUAGCUUGUAAAUUUUGGUUAUGGAUCCUCUCUCUCUCUCUUUUUAUCAUCUUUCCUUUUUGGUUUACGUAUCUUUUUUCUUUCUUCUUUCUUCUUUUGAUUAUAUACUGACUGGAUUAUUGCUUCUUUUUUUUCA